UCCUCUCUCUCUUCCUGUCAUGUGUACGACAGUUUGCUAACUUCUAUUCUGUGCUGAAGCAACUGUGAUCUGUUUCAGGAAACCAAAAAAAAUUCUCAUACCCACUCAUGACGGUAGUAUUUCUCAAAGCUGCUGCAUUUUAACAACGGAAAUGCUUCAGUCACUGUGUCUGAGGAGCCUUCUCCUGUUGUUGAUGGGAAGACAUGUCUACACUCAGGAGCAAUGCUUAAAAGCGUCAGUAAACACAUGUGGAGACUGCAUCAAGUCCGGGCCCGGCUGUGCCUGGUGUAAACAUGUGAAUUUCACCAAGACUGGGGAGCAGGAAGCUGCGCGUUGUGACACUGUUGCUGUGCUUAAAGAAAAGGGGUGUGCAUCUACAGAUAUAGAAAAUCCUCCGAAUGACUUUGUACCAAUAGCAAACAAGCCUUUGAAUAACCCAGUGCAAAUCAAACCACAAGAAGUAAAACUGAAUCUCAGACCAGGAAGGCCCCACACUUUUGACUUUGAAUUUAAAAGGGCAGAAGGCUAUCCUGUGGAUCUUUACUACCUGAUGGAUCUCUCCUACUCUAUGAAAGAUGAUUUGGAGAAUGUGAAAAAGCUGGGCAAAGAUUUACUUGAUGAGCUUACUAAAAUCACUGGCAAUGCCAGAAUAGGUUUCGGUUCGUUUGUUGACAAGACGCUUCUUCCAUUCACUGACACCAAUGUAGACAAGCUCCAAAGACCUUGUCCGGACAAAAAUGAACCAUGUCAGCCAGCAUUUGGCUUUCAGCAUGUCCUUUCUCUGACGAAAAACGGAGACAGAUUCAAAACAAUGGUAGCAAGGCAGAACAUAUCUGGCAACCUGGACCCCCCAGAAGGAAGUUUGGAUGCCAUCAUGCAAGCUGCAGUCUGCGAGAAUGAAAUUGGUUGGGGAAACAGUAGUACUCGGCUGUUGGUACUGGCCACAGAUGAUGGCUUCCACAUGGCAGGUGAUGGAAAACUCGCUGCCAUUCUAGAACCAAACAAAGAAACCUGUCAACUUGUCAACAACAAGUACAGCAAGAGCAACGUCUGGGACUAUCCAUCUGUUGGCCAGAUAGCGCGAAAGCUGGAGGAGAAGAACAUACAACCAAUUUUUGCAGUCACCAAGAAAAUGGAAACUGUGUACACAGAGCUGAGCAAACUGAUCCCUAAAUCUGCAGUUGGAGUGCUUUCUGAAGACUCAAACAAUGUUGUUAAACUAAUUAUGGAUGCAUACAAAAACCUAACCUCGGAAGUGAUUGUGGUACAUGAUACCCUCCCAGACUUCAUAUCUGUGAAAUACACAUCAAACUGUAAAGGUGGAGAAAAGCCCAGUGACCGGGGGAAAUGUGAUAAUGUGAAAUUUGAAAAGGUGACUUUUCGGGUAACCGUUACAGCUGAGAAAUGUAUUAAGCCUCAGUCUUUCCUCAUCGGGCCAUUAGGCUUUAGUGAAAAACUAAAGGUGAACGUUUCAACUCGAUGCGAGUGUGAAUGUGAUGACACAAAUGCACCUCAUCCCCACUGUGGAGGAAAUGGCAAAGUCGUCUGUGGUGGCUGCAGGUGUAAUCCUGGAUUCUUAGGACAGCACUGUGAGUGCAAACUAGGCCAAAAAGACGAGGCCUCACUAAAAGCACAAUGCAGGAAGGACAACGUGACAGAAUGCGAGGGAAAAGGAGAUUGUGUGUGCGGACGAUGUCAGUGCCACCUCACAGAGGGCGGCGGCAAUUUCUAUGGAGAAUUCUGUGAAUGUGAUGAUGAGCACUGUGAAAAAUUUGACAAUAAACAGUGUGCAGGUCAUGGGAAGUGUAAAUGUGGUAAAUGUGAGUGUGAUGCAGGCUACGAGGGAACCGCGUGUCAUUGUGCAAAAUCAGAUGAGUCUUGUAAAAUAGAUGGAACUGUUUGUCAUAAACGUGGUAAAUGCGUAUGUAACCAGUGUGAAUGUGAGAGAGGAUACAAGGGGCUCUACUGCAAAACGUGUCCUACUUGCCAACGUCCAUGUCAACAGUCAGGGAGUUGUGUUGAAUGUUUGGCCUUUGGAACCGGUCCAUUUGAAAAGAAUUGUUCCUUGUCCUGUGGCCAUCUUAAACACAAUACGGUUGAGAAGUUGAUCAAGAGCGAUUGUCGUGUCAAAGAUAAAGAAGGCUGCUGGAUGUCAUUUACAAUGACUGAGCUGGAUGGAUUCGACAAUUAUCUUGUCAAUGUCUUGAAAGACAGAGAAUGUCCUGAGGGGCCAAACAUAGCGGCCAUUGUAGGAGGAUCUCUCGCAGCUGUGGCAUUGAUUGGUCUCCUGAUCCUCCUCAUCGUCAAGGCACUGCUUUAUGCAAGUGACCUUAGAGAAUGGAGAAGAUUUGAAAAAGACAGGAAACAUGAAAAAAUGUCUGGUACCAACCCAUUAUUCAAGGACGCAACAACCACAGUUCAAAACCCAACAUUUUCCGGAGAUUCUUAAGAAACCUGAAUGGAAAAUGCUGGUGAUGAAGCACAGAGUGGAUGUAUAUUAAUAAAUAUAUGAAUUUGAUACAUUAUCAUGAAAUAAAAUAAAACAGCUUUAACAUUU
Molecule: messenger RNA, 2557 nt
Organism: Myxocyprinus asiaticus (Chinese sucker)
Lineage: Eukaryota; Metazoa; Chordata; Actinopteri; Cypriniformes; Catostomidae
Product: integrin beta-2-like
Exons: 16
Coding region: 152-2449 (765 amino acids)
Biological process (GO): cell adhesion mediated by integrin; cell-matrix adhesion; cell migration
Cellular component (GO): focal adhesion; integrin complex; cell surface
Molecular function (GO): amyloid-beta binding; integrin binding
Source: RefSeq, a predicted model, not a curated record